This is a messenger RNA of Merops nubicus (carmine bee-eater), 1141 nucleotides long. It is a transcript of the gene CAT, whose product is annotated as catalase. Lineage: Eukaryota; Metazoa; Chordata; Aves; Coraciiformes; Meropidae. Gene Ontology annotation, biological process: response to hydrogen peroxide; hydrogen peroxide catabolic process. The transcript has 6 exons. Gene Ontology annotation, cellular component: cytoplasm; mitochondrion; peroxisome. Gene Ontology annotation, molecular function: heme binding; catalase activity. The record is from RefSeq and is a predicted model, not a curated record. The coding region runs from base 97 to 687 and encodes 196 amino acids.
UUACAGAUUUGGCCACAUGGUGACUACCCUCUCAUCCCUGUGGGAAAGCUCGUCUUGAACAGGAAUCCUGUCAACUACUUUGCAGAGGUGGAACAGAUGGCAUAUGAUCCCAGCAACAUGCCUCCUGGUAUUGAACCUAGCCCUGAUAAAAUGCUGCAGGGUCGCCUGUUCUCAUAUCCUGACACUCACAGACACCGCCUGGGACCCAACUACCUCCAGAUCCCAGUGAACUGCCCCUUCAGGGCCCGUGUGGCCAACUACCAGAGGGAUGGACCCAUGUGUAUUUCUGACAACCAAGGUGGUGCCCCGAACUAUUAUCCAAACAGCUUCACUGGCCCAGAAGAUCAGCCCCUGUUCAAGGAGAGCCGCGUGAGCGUGUCAGGAGACGUGCAGCGCUUCAACAGUGCCAACGAAGACAAUGUGACCCAGGUGCGUGAGUUCUACAUCAAGGUGCUGAAGGAAGAUGAACGCCAAAGGCUGUGUAAAAACAUUGCUGAUCAUCUCAAAGAUGCACAGCUCUUCAUUCAGAAGAGAGCUGUGAAAAACUUCACUGAUGUUCAUCCUGACUAUGGUGCCCGUAUUCAGGCGUUGCUGGACAAGUACAAUGCUGAAAGUGGGAAGAAGGAUGUGAUUAGGACAUACACACAGUCCACAUCUAUGUCUGCCAAAGAAAGAUCCAACUUGUAGAACACGCUGCGGAGAUUUACUCUGGGAAUUUUGCAUCCUUACAACUGCAGGAAACCUGUUGAAGAUUGGAAAGAAUGUAACAGACUUCUGCACAAAUACCAGAAGUAUUUUACAGGCUUGAUGUGUUAGGCUUUCAAGUGCCUGUAUCUGUAUUGGAAACUAGGUAACACAAGCUAACAAUCCUAGUGCCUUUCAACACUAGUGCUUUACUGCUUGUUAACAGCAAAUGGUGUUUUCAAGGAAAUUCACGAUUAACAGUUUUCUUCAGUUCUAGAAGCAAACAUAAAUUCAAUCAAAAUGCUGCUUCAUUUUGGAACUGUAAAACUUUCCUGGCUAAAUGACACAGAAGAACUUCUGUAAUGAUACUGUGAUUAUCCCUAUGGAUGAAUUUGUUCAUGUUAAAAAUUUGAUGUUGCCCAGUAUUUCUAAUAAAAUAGUUAUCUGUAUGUGUUUG